Galendromus occidentalis (western predatory mite) is the source of this 1701-nucleotide messenger RNA. RefSeq names its product D-2-hydroxyglutaric acid dehydrogenase (gene D2hgdh). The transcript has 4 exons. The record is from RefSeq and is a predicted model, not a curated record. Gene Ontology annotation, molecular function: FAD binding; catalytic activity. Gene Ontology annotation, cellular component: mitochondrion. Lineage: Eukaryota; Metazoa; Arthropoda; Arachnida; Mesostigmata; Phytoseiidae. Bases 52 to 1512 code for a protein of 486 amino acids.
GACCAGAAGGAGAUAAGCAGAUAUACUCGAAGAAGUCUCCCCUUGCUAAGCAUGUGGACAACCCUACGGAGAUCUAUCAGUGUGUCAGCUGUUCAAAAUGCUCGCGUUUCCGAAACUAGACGACCUUUCGCUAUCCUUGAGGAUUCGGAUGUCACAUUCCUCCAGAGGUUGCUGGGGAACCGCAACGUGGUUACCGACACGGAUGAUUUGCAGAAACACAACAACGACUGGUUGAAUGUGUGUCAAGGAAAGUCGCGGCUGGCCUUGUAUCCAAGCUCAACAAAUGAAGUUUCCGAAAUUCUUCGGUAUUGCAACUCCAGGAAGUUGGCAGUCGUCCCUCAAGGUGGGAACACCGGCCUGGUUGGCGGCAGUGUUCCGGUUUUCGAUGAGAUCGUUCUGAGCACCCACAAGUUGAACCGCAUCCAUGAAGUCGCUGAGCUCACUGGGGUGGCUGUCGUGGACUCCGGCGUAGUGUUGGAAAAGCUCGACCAACACAUUGCCCCAAUGGGUUUCGCCGUGCCUCUCGAUUUGCCCUCGAAGGGCUCCUGUCAGAUCGGUGGAGCCAUUUCCACGAACGCGGGUGGGGUUCGUCUGAUCAAAUACGGUUCGCUGCACGGCAGUGUUCUCGGGCUGGAGGCCGUGCUCGCCGACGGUACUGUCCUGCACGGGCUAAACAAAAUGCGCAAAGACAACACGGGGGUCGACCUGAAGCAGCUGUUCAUUGGUUCGGAGGGCAUUCUGGGCGUGAUCACUCAGGCGGCGUGGCUGUUAGCCCCGAGGGCCGCUUUCAACAGCGUGGCCAUAGUCGGAUGCGAUAGUUUUGAGAACGUCCUCAAGGUUUACAAAAAUGCGCGAGGCGAUCUCUCCGAGUUCCUGUCCGCCCUAGAGAUGUUCGAUGUGGACUCUCUCAGAUGCACCGAAGAGAACUUGGUCAUGAAAAAUCCUCUCGGCGAGUAUUUUCCGUUCUACGUCUUAAUCGAAGUCCAGGGUAACAAUCACGGCUUCGUUGAGGAAGCUCUCCAUUCCUUCGUGGAAAAAGUUCUCGACUCCGGCAUGAUUUCCGAUGGGGUUGCCGCCAGUGACGGCAAAGGCAUCCACGACCUCUGGCAGUGCCGGGAGCGGAUCUCGGAAUCGAUCCGACUGGACGGUUAUGUGUUCAAAUACGACAUGUCGGUCCCCCUGGAGAAAUACUUGGAUCUGGCAAAACUCUUGAAACCCCGGAUCGACGGACUUGCCAAACGAAUUUGUGUCUUUGGUCAUAUGGGGGAUAGCAAUGUACAUUUGAAUAUCACCGCCGAGGAAUACAGCGAUGAAUUGCUCGCUCUGAUCGAGCCUUUCGUGUACGAGCAAACUGUGGAGAUGGGAGGAAGUAUCAGUGCAGAACACGGAAUCGGGCUCCUCAAGAAAAAAUAUCUCCCGUUACAGCGCGACGUUCAGUGGCUCAAAACAAUGCGGAGUUUGAAACACUCACUCGACAGCAAUGGCAUACUGAACCCGUACAAAGUGAUCUAAUCGCGUGAUCUCUUGUUUCGAUUGGUCGAAAUCGUUUCGCGUACGACCCCGAUUAUCGUGGCCGCGUGACGCGGCAGUUUUCCUCGACUGCGGAGUUUCGAGGAGACUGCCUCAGAAACUCAGUUUUUCUCUUAACACGACUCCCAAUCUCCAUCGGCGGGAUAUCUGUAUAUGUUACGGCGGAAAAUU